AUUCAGUCUAACUCCGACUGUCGAAGCGUAGAGAGCCUUUUUUUUAACGUGCUCAGUAAAUAUAAACAUCAACAUCUAGUGAUUUAUAUUUUAGAUUGAUUAGUUCGAUAAUCUUGAAGUUUCCAAUAAAUUCAAAGGAAUCAUGGCGUGCAACAGAGCAGCAAAAUCUGGAUUUGCCGCAGAGGCACAAAGAAAGAUUAACAGCAAAUAUAGCGAGGAAUUAGCCCAGGAAUGCCUGGAAUGGAUCAAGGUGAUUACCGGAGAAAAUAUAAAUACCAGCGGGGAUAUGGAUAAUUUUUAUGAAACCCUCAAGGAUGGAACCCUUCUGUGCAGAUUGGUGAAUCACGUGCAGGGGGGAUCAGUGAAGAGGAUUAAUCAAUCAACGAUGGCUUUCAAGUGUAUGGAGAAUAUCAAUGCGUUUUUGGAGGUAGCGCGUGGAUUGGGUGUACCCCCCCAGGAGACAUUCCAGACUGUUGAUCUUUGGGAGAGACAGAAUCUUAACUCAGUCGUUAUUUGUCUCCAGUCCCUUGGGAGAAAGGCUGGCAAUUACGGGAAACCGAGCAUUGGACCAAAAGAGGCUGACAAAAAUGUUCGUAAUUUUACUGAGGAGCAGCUGCGCGCGGGACAAGGUGUAAUUAGCCUCCAAUACGGUAGCAACAAGGGUGCCAAUCAGAGUGGCAUAAACUUUGGAAAUACUCGACACAUGUAAAUCCUGUCUUCCAUCACUCAGCCAAAUUCUCGUUUUAUUCUUCACUUUUGUUUUUUUUUUCAAA
Molecule: messenger RNA, 773 nt
Organism: Diachasmimorpha longicaudata
Lineage: Eukaryota; Metazoa; Arthropoda; Insecta; Hymenoptera; Braconidae
Gene: Chd64
Product: myophilin
Exons: 4
Coding region: 143-709 (188 amino acids)
Biological process (GO): actin filament organization
Cellular component (GO): actin cytoskeleton
Molecular function (GO): actin filament binding
Source: RefSeq, a predicted model, not a curated record